GAAAAGGUGUGGAUGGAAUCUUCAUCAGAAUGAAAAUAAACCAUUUAGAGAAAACUUUGAGUAUUUGUUAUUGCUACUAGUAAAGACGAUAAUAGCCACAUAGUUUCAAUCCUGAAUAAUGUUCAAGGGAAUAUGAUCUUUGUUUAUUAUCUACCUGAUUUGAUAACAAAUCCUGGUCUACUUGAGACUGCAAAAACAUUGGAUGACUAUGACGCCAAGAUGGAGAGUGCAUGGUCUGGCUUCUUUUUUACUAAAGGACAUAUUUCAUCUGUGAUGACUAAAGAAGAUGUUGGAAAUAAAUACAGAUUAUUUAUAAUGCUUCUCUUUUCAAUUCCUGGGACUCCAAUAAUUUUUUAUGGUGAGGAGAUUGGUCUCAAAGAUUACCAGGCAUCAGAAUAUCCACUAAUGCGAUGGGACAAUUCUAAAUAUUCUGGAUUCACUAAAGGUUUGCCUUGGAUAACUCCAGAUUUGAACAGUAACACACCCACUGUUACGCAUUCUUUUUGAUCUUCACAUCUUGAAAGCAGCCUUUAUUGCUGAUGCACAGCGACCAGAUACUCAAUUAAAACUUGCCAGCGCAAGUGAAAAACCCAACCAAUGAGGUCCAGGAACAGUAAAAUGGAAGACAUGUGACAACUAGAUGUACAUUUGAGCAAGUAAUCAUCAAACUGGAUCUGCACUUCUGGUGCUUCAGCAUAUCUGGUAUUGCUCUUCAAAGUGCAGCAACUAGGGUCUCCAGAAUGGUCAUGUUGUUCCGGGAUCUGUCCAACAUUGUGCAGCAAUGGUCUAAAGUCUAGACUUACAGCAAGAAAGAAGACACAGAAAAUCUUCAGGUUAUUUAAUGGAGAUGGAGGAGGAGGGAGAGCAUGAACUGACUAAUUCAUACUUUUAGGAGCAGUAAGAUUGUGAACCAGAGGCAGAGAAAGACAUGGGCACACUUAUCAGGA
Molecule: messenger RNA, 947 nt
Organism: Chiloscyllium plagiosum (whitespotted bambooshark)
Lineage: Eukaryota; Metazoa; Chordata; Chondrichthyes; Orectolobiformes; Hemiscylliidae
Source: RefSeq, a predicted model, not a curated record